AUGAGCUUCUCUCCUUGGACAAUAGCGGUUGUUGCUUUGAGUGCAGCAGCAGUCUUCGUAGUGGGUGCAGACUUUGUUUACCGCAGGGUCACAAGAGUGCCUUUUAAAGCAGCAGGAAAACACUGCUUUAUUACAGGUGGAAGUACAGGUUUAGGAAAAGCGCUAGCCGUCGAACUCGCCAAAGAAGGCGCGGAUGUGUGUAUCGUAGCCAGAAGAAUAAACGAGUUGGAAAGUGCGGCAGAAGAGAUCAAGGCCAGUUGUUUGAAUGAGAGUCAAAAGGUUAUUUGGAUUAGUGCGGAUGUGACGAACCGAAAGGACGUUGAGCGUGCUUUUGACGAAGCGAAUGUGAAAAUGGGCCGUAAUCCAGACUUUGUAUGUGCUUGCGCAGGUGCUUCCUUCCCUAAAUUUUUCCUCGACCAUACCAUGGAAGAGUUUGAAAAGUUGACCCAUUUAAACUAUUUAGGUCAAGUCUAUGUAGCGCAUCAAGCAGCACAGAGGAUGAGAGAUUCUCAUGUAAAGAAUGGAAAAAUUGUUUUCAUUUCCUCCAUGUUGGGCAUGCUCAGUUUCGCAGGAUGGGCUACCUAUGCACCUACGAAAUAUGCUAUUCGAGGAUUGGCCGAUACACUGCGAAACGAGCUUAAAAGAUACAAUAUUGGCGUUCACAUCUUUUUUCCAGGUGGCAUUGAAUCACCCGGCUUUGAGACUGAAAACUUGACAAAGCCGGAAGUGACAAAGAUUAUUGAAGGAGCCAAUACUCCACAAACGAGUGAAGCCUGUGCGAAAUCGUUGAUGAAAGGUUUACAUCAAGGCCAAUACAUGAUCGUAACAGACUUUAUAAGUGAAGUUUUGCGUUGUGUCGUAAGAGGUGUUGGCCCAACAAAUAAUUUAUUGAUGGAUUAUAUACUUGCUGCUGUUGGACAACCUAUCGGUUCUGCUUACGCGCUGUACAUGGAUUAUGUAGUGAAAAGUGCUAAAUAUGACUAA
Molecule: messenger RNA, 984 nt
Organism: Mycotypha africana
Lineage: Eukaryota; Fungi; Mucoromycota; Mucoromycetes; Mucorales; Mycotyphaceae
Exons: 5
Coding region: 1-984 (327 amino acids)
Biological process (GO): sphingolipid biosynthetic process
Cellular component (GO): endoplasmic reticulum membrane
Molecular function (GO): 3-dehydrosphinganine reductase activity
Source: RefSeq, a predicted model, not a curated record